Penaeus vannamei (Pacific white shrimp) is the source of this 2149-nucleotide messenger RNA. The record is from RefSeq and is a predicted model, not a curated record. Lineage: Eukaryota; Metazoa; Arthropoda; Malacostraca; Decapoda; Penaeidae.
AUGGAGAGAUAUAAUACAUCCUAUUGUUUUCUUAGAAUAGUGCUCAAAGUACAUAACUCACUUUGCUAUUACAGGGAGGAUGGGUCCUUUGUGAUCAACAAUGUCCCAUCGGGGUCGUAUGUCGUCCAGGUGAUGAAUCCCACCUUCAUAUACGAGCCACUGCGUGUUGACAUCAACUCAAAGGGGAAAAUAAGAGCUAGGGCUGUGAAUCACAUCCAGCCAUCCAAUGUUGUGCAGAUGCCACAUCCUCUGAGAAUGAAGUCCUUGGGACCCUACCGCUACUUCCUUGAGCGUGAGCAACUACGCAUAACGGACUUCCUCAUGAACCCUAUGGUAUUGAUGACUGUCCUCCCACUUGCCCUCAUGAUGAUUCUGCCAAGACUCAACGACCCUGAGACGCGCAAGGAGAUGGAACAGAUGCAAAUGCCCAAGAUGGACACUCCAGAACUUUCAGAGAUCAUGACAUCCCUCUUUGGCGGAGGAAGCACAAGCCACAACCAGGGGGCACAGCAGAAGACCAGAUCACGCCCAAAUAAACGGAAGGAAAAAUUAACCUAAUGAAUCACUAUUUUUAUCAGCAAAGCAAAUUAUGUACCCCUGUGUGUAAAGAACUAUUUAUACUGACUAUCGUAUAAGGGAUGUGUAUCAUUUGUCUGUUGACGUGUUGCCUUCUGAGAUUGUUUCUUUAGCAAAUGUUCUUUUAUAGGAAAGAAAAAUUAAUGUGUGCAAGGAAGUGCAACUGCAGUGAAGUGAGCAUUGUCACAAAAAAAGUUUAAUCUAAGGGGCAACAGGAGCAAAUACCACAUAAGGUGUGAGUGGAAGAAUUAAACUUUAUCUAUGUGUAUGUAUGUGGGAAAGCUAUAAAAUGAAAUAAAAAAUAAAUAUUGGAACCAGCCUUUACAUUUUAAAGAUGAGAAGAGCAAAUAAACAUGUUUUAGCAACUUUGUUGAUAAUAGAUUUAACAUUCUUUUCUUUCUGGUGUUAUACUAGACCUUUUGAAUUCAAAUUGAGUUACAGAACUCGGCUUUUUGUUUGUUUGAGUUGAUUUUUUUUUUUUUUUUUUUUUUUUUUUUCUUCCCCCCCACCCCCUGGACAUACACUCUUGUUCAACUUUCCAAAGCAUUCAAGUGCAAAUAUUAAUCUUUUCUUGAUGCUGUAUAUGUGCUUAGUUAUAAAUAUUUGAUAAUAAAAGUGCCUACUUCUUUUCUAGUUAGAGUUUCUUCCCAGUGACAGAAGGCAGUUUAUCAUCAGUAAUAGCUUGCAUUAUAUGGCUGAACAUUAAUACUACUAAAUUCUGACACUGAAAGUAUGUAUAGAGAAUGUAGUUUGUUAGUGCAGGUAUUUACAAGUGAAAUUGUCAGAUAGUUCACUUUAUGGAAGAAAAAAGCUGAAUGAUGUAAAACAGAAAAAAAAAUCUUUUUAUCAAUGUAUUUAAUUAUAGAAGUGCAUCAGGCUUACAGUGUAUGGGUAAUGCAUAAAUAUAAGGCAUACUUUAUCCUUUUUUCAUGAACUUCUUCAUCAAACCACAAUAUACUGAUGCAUUUACGAUAUAUUUUUUAGCUUUUGUCUGUUUCAUAUACACUUUUGCUACAUGGCAUUGGAAAUCCUAUUUUGCAUUGAAGAUCAGAACUAAGAAUAUUUGAACAUCACCUGUAGUAAGCCAUCAAAAUUCUGUGAAAGGGUUCCUGUUCUUUACCACUUAUUGUACUUUCUGUGAUGUUGUUGGUAACAGUUGAAAAGGUAGUAAUGUACUGAAAAUUAUUCCAGUUAUUGUUUGUAAUAUACUGCAGAAUACUAUAGCCACAAUGAAUCUUUAGACCAGUAAAUGUAAUAGUUGAACAUUUCCCAUCAACCAUUAGAAGAAAGUGGAGAGAAAAAGAAAUAUGCAACUUCAGUUUAUUUUUAUUGAAAUUAAUCACCUACAGUAGCAUGGAUAAAUAGUAAUGUAACAGUGACAUGAAAGAGAAUGAUUAUGCCACUCAUUUUGGCCUUUUUUUACCAUUAUGAAUAAUGUUAAACAGAUUUUUUAAUGAUUUUUAGCAUUUUUUUCAUUGCCAAAUCUCUUGUCACUAUGUUCAACUGUUCAUAGAUGGUUAUUACUUUCUGCAUAUCAAUUGAUUUGACCAUUAAUAAAAAUAGAUAAAAAAGA